AUGGACCAACAAAACAUGAUGGAAAUGAAUAUUUCCAUGCUGAUUGGCAUGGUACGAAUGCUUCUAUACAUCAUCCAAGAACAGAAUGGAACAAUCAAAGCCCUAACGCGGCGAGCCCAGGAUCUCGCAAGUCAGGCGUACGCCAUGAGGUCAGAGAUUGCCCAGCUCCGAGCUGGGAUCGUCCCCGGCUUGGAUGCUGGGAGUGAGGCUGUGGAGGAGGGGCCUGAGACCCUAGACAUACUCCUCCACGGUCUCGAUGUUACCUACCAGCUCCCAGGAGAUAGAGAGGCACCGGAGGACCAACAGCAAUAG
Molecule: messenger RNA, 312 nt
Organism: Fusarium fujikuroi IMI 58289
Lineage: Eukaryota; Fungi; Ascomycota; Sordariomycetes; Hypocreales; Nectriaceae
Exons: 3
Coding region: 1-312 (103 amino acids)
Source: RefSeq, a predicted model, not a curated record